This is a messenger RNA of Papaver somniferum (opium poppy), 3502 nucleotides long. RefSeq names its product probable LRR receptor-like serine/threonine-protein kinase At1g06840. Gene Ontology annotation, molecular function: protein binding; ATP binding; protein kinase activity. The record is from RefSeq and is a predicted model, not a curated record. Gene Ontology annotation, biological process: protein phosphorylation. The coding region runs from base 282 to 3155 and encodes 957 amino acids. The transcript is spliced from 21 exons. Lineage: Eukaryota; Viridiplantae; Streptophyta; Magnoliopsida; Ranunculales; Papaveraceae.
UUAGUUAAUAAAGACAAAGCCAACCAUGACGAUAUCGCUGUCUGUAAAUUCAUAUUUGCUGAAGAAGAAGACAAUAUUAUUUUUUUAUCAUGUUCUUCUUCUACCUAAUACCAUUAUUCUCAGAGAUUAUUGGGGUUAGUUUUGUUUUUAGGCUUCAUCAAGCCCAAGAAAUUCACUAAUUUUGGGUUUAGACAUUUUGGGAAGGAAAUUUAAUUUUCAAUUAUUGAAGACGUGCUGAAAUUCUAGGGUUUUAUUUUACCGUUGUAUCAAUCAAGUAAGGUAUGGCGAUGUCGGGAGGGAAAGUCUGUGCUUUCGGAUACCUUUUGGCAGCUUUGUUUAUUUAUGCAGCAGCAGGACCAGUUACUGAUCCUGUAGAAGUAAAAGCAUUGCGAGCUAUCAAGAGAGCUUUUAAAGAUCCCAUGAAACAUCUUCAGAGCUGGGACAAAGGGGAUCCAUGUUUAUCGAAUUGGCUUGGAGUGUGGUGCUUUGAAAGCAUAGGGUCUGAUGGAUAUGUGCAUGUACAGCAAUUGCAGAUGUUAAAUUUGAAUCUUACUGAAAGUUUAUCACUCGAGGUUGGCCGUCUAUCCCAGCUGGAAGUAAUAGAUUUAAUGUGGAACAAUAUAAGUGGCAGUAUACCGAAGGAGAUUGGAUAUAUUACAUCUCUGAAACUUCUACUCUUGAACGGGAACCAAUUCUCAGGCUCCUUACCAGAUGAGAUUGGUCGUCUCACUAAUUUAGUAAGGCUCCAAUUAGACGAGAACCAACUAUCAGGAGUAAUACCAAAAUCAUUUGCAAACUUAACAAAUCUCAGACAUCUUCACUUGAACAAUAACUCGCUCAGUGGACAAAUUCCGCCUGAACUUUCCAGAUUACCCGAAAUACUUCACUUGCUGGUGGAUAAUAACAACUUAUCUGGGUAUCUUCCACCAGAGUUCUCUGAAACUCCGAAAUUGCGGAUACUUCAACUUGAUAACAACCGCUUUGCUGACGCUGAAAUUCCUGCUUCUUAUGGCAAUACAACAAAACUGUUGAAACUGAGCCUGAGGAACUGCAGCUUAAGGGGGGUUAUUCCUGAUUUAAGUGGGAGCCCAGAACUUUUUGUUGUAGAUCUUAGCUGGAAUCGACUUACUGGAUCCUUACCGUCAAGCAAGCUUUCUGGCAGUAUGACAACUAUCGAUCUGUCAAACAAUAAUCUCAAUGGAUCUAUCCCUGCAAGUUUCUCAGAACUCCCUAACCUCCAGAGACUGUCCCUAUGGAAUAAUUCUUUGAGCGGUUCGGUACCUUCUACACUUUGGCGGAACAUCAAUUUCAGCUCUGCUGCAGAACUUAUGCUGGAUUUGCGAAACAAUUUAUUCUCGAACACAUCCGGUGAUGUCAAUCCACCAAAAAAUGUCACUUUGAGGCUUCAGGAAAAUCCGCUAUGCAAUAACGCCAACAGAAACUUAGUCCAAUUUUGCGGACCUGUAGCUGAUGAUGAUGAUAUGCGUAGAAACUUAAGCAUCUCAUCACCUAAUUGUGCUCUCGGAAAAUGUCCUGCAGAUUACUAUCUUGUAUAUUCUCCUCCAAGUUCUCCAGAACAAUGCUUUUGUGCAGCACCUUUCAGCAUUGCAUACCGGUUGAAAAGUCCUAGUUUCUCAUAUUUUGCUCCUUAUGAAAGCUCAUUCGUUGAGUACAUGGCUGAAAGUCUCAAUAUGGAAACCUCUCAGAUCUCUGUAUAUUCGUAUGGCUGGGAUGAAGGUCCCAGGUUGUGGAUGAACUUAACUCUUUUUCUUCUAUACGAUAAUAGAUCUAUUAAAUUAAAUAAAACUGAGGUAAGGCGGAUUAAAGGCAGAUUCACAACAUGGUCAUUUCCUCAGAGCGACACUUUUGGACCAUAUGAUUUGCUCGAUUAUCCUGAUAGACAUUUCCGUGAUUCUUCCAAGGUGUUUCUAAGUAAAGGUGCCUUAGCUGGCACUAUAUUAGGGACCAUUGCCAUAUCCAUCUUAGUUACUGCAAUCAUCGCAAUUAUUAUAGUAAGAAAACACUAUAGUUCUUUCGAUUUCAGAGCAAGAAAACAUCUAUCUGCGAGAAUCUCUAUCAAAGUUGAUGGCCUGAAAGGCUUUACUUUGAAAGAACUGGUGCAAGCAACAGAAAAUUUCAACAGCCUGGUAAUUGGCGAAGGUGGAUAUGGAAAGGUCUAUAGAGGUGUUCUAAAUGACCAGACUAUUGUGGCCGUGAAACAUGCACAAGUUGGGUCUUUACAGGGUGAAAAGGAAUUUUUGACAGAGAUAGAAUUUUUGUCAAGGUUACAUCACCGUAAUCUAGUUGGUUUGCUUGGAUACUGUGACGAAGAAGGAGAGCAGAUCCUGGUUUAUGAGUUCAUGGCUAAUGGCAGUCUGCGGGAUUGGCUUUGUGGUAAUCCUAUUAUACCGUUUGCAUCAAAGGGGAGUCUGAGCUUUCCCAUGAGGUUGCGUAUUUCACUUGGUUCAGCCAAGGGCAUUCUUUAUCUCCACACCGAAGCAAAUCCCCCUAUAUUCCACCGCGACAUCAAAGCUAGCAACAUACUUCUAGACUCCAGGCUUACUGCUAAAGUUGCUGAUUUUGGACUCUCAAGGCUUGCGCCAGUUGCAGAUGAUGAGGGGGACUUACCUGGUCAUAUAUCCACUGUUGUGAGGGGAACACCGGGAUACCUUGACCCAGAGUAUUUUUUGACUCAUAAGUUAACAGAUAAGAGCGAUGUCUAUAGCCUUGGAGUUGUAUUUCUGGAGCUUUUGACAGGGAUGCGACCUAUCUCGGGUGGUAAAAACAUCGUCCGUGAGGUAAACGUGGCACACAAAGCAGGUAACAUCUUCUCGAUCGUAGAUGCAAGGAUGGGAUGUUAUCCGUCUGAAGUCUUGGCAGAGUUCAUCACAUUGGCCUUAAGGUGUUGCGAAGAUGGGCCAGAAUCACGACCUUCGAUGUCAGAGGUUGUUCGAGAUCUAGAGAAAAUGCUCUCUAUGGUACAGGAAUCUAGCAACACCAUUUCGGAGUUGGAAUCUGAUUUUUCGGACAGAUCUAUGUUGCCUCGGUCGUCAUCAUCAACAGUAUGUGAACCAAGGAGUCAGAACUUGUCAUCCUCAGAUAUUUAUGGAAGCGAUCUUGUCAGUGGCGUAAUCCCUAACAUCACACCACGGUAAUACCUUCUUAAAGACAUUGCUCAGAAGUUAGUGAGCCUUAUAAAUGGUGGCUGAGGACUGAUAAUACGAUGGCGGGGGUAGACCGUUAAUCUGCAAUAAUCACUUUUUGUGAUUUUAGCCCAACGCCAGUGGGUGAACAUAACCAGAUGCCAUGGAUUACGUCUGUUUGAUGCUUCAUAUUUGGCUUGUACAUUGUGUAUUAGAAGAUUGUUUUGUAUAUAUUAAAAUCAACGUUGUGUGUGCAAUGUUCGUCGUUUUACUGACUUGCCGCCCUUACGCCCUGGAGUUGCAAUUUUUUACCAAGGAAACUUUGUAACAAACUUUUAACAAGUACACACAUUUUGAAA